Molecule: messenger RNA, 765 nt
Organism: Cladophialophora immunda
Lineage: Eukaryota; Fungi; Ascomycota; Eurotiomycetes; Chaetothyriales; Herpotrichiellaceae
Exons: 4
Coding region: 1-765 (254 amino acids)
Source: RefSeq, a predicted model, not a curated record
AUGGUAUUGAGAUCCCUGUCGCGCCGGAAGUCACUGCUCACACGGAAACAGGCGGAACACUUUAGCGAGUCGGAUUUUUCUGAUAAAGAGUCGAAGAAGCGUCCAUCUUGCAAGAUCGAAAGCCCUGCAGAUGGCCCCAGCCGCCAUAAGAAGCAGUGCCUCUCGUCCACGUCCGAGCUUCCACGAGCAGUCAAUGUCAACGAGAUGAGACAAGCUUAUGAAGUAGAUCACCGUCCAGUGUGUGGGAUCAGCCUGAAAGUUGAUCGUGACCAGUCAUACGUCAACCUCGUCAUGUCUGUCGUCCCCUCCCAGCCCGUUUCUCAGCUAACGCGCAGUUAUAGGCCGAUCUGCAUGCUUGGAGACGAAGGGAUGCGCGUCAUCGUCUUCACACAUCCAGAAACAACACUAGCGGACAUGCGUUGGCUUUUCGAAGAUGGCAGCACACACACAUCUGAGAUCGAGCCAGCAAGAGCAGUCAUGUGGCAGGGCGCGCAUCCAAACCUCUUCCGUCGGCAAGUCGUUGUGGUGGCCGAUGACUGUUGGUUCAAGGUCGAUCUCAACAAAGGCGACGACGUCCUGUGCCCCAAGCCCAACGCCGCGAAUCCCACGCUGUGCUUCAACGACGAAUGCCCCUUGGCCCACAGUUCGUACAUCCGAUUGACGGGAGACAUGAGACUUCGCGACAUCCCGACAAGAACAGAGACAUGGAAGUUUCCAGACACCACCAACCGCGGUCACGCCGUGGAGGCAAUUCCAUUGUGGUAA